Messenger RNA from Nelumbo nucifera (sacred lotus), 2468 nucleotides. RefSeq names its product U-box domain-containing protein 11-like. Lineage: Eukaryota; Viridiplantae; Streptophyta; Magnoliopsida; Proteales; Nelumbonaceae. The record is from RefSeq and is a predicted model, not a curated record. Gene Ontology annotation, biological process: protein ubiquitination. Gene Ontology annotation, molecular function: protein binding; ubiquitin-protein transferase activity.
UCUCUCUCUCUCUCUCUCUCUCCUGUAAUCUUAUAUCUUAAUACACUGAUGAAUCCUUGCCCAUUAUGACAAUCGACAUUCUCCAUAUUCUUAUGGUUGCUGUUAUUUAUAAUUUCACGGGCUUAUCACCAUUACUUUCUCUGCCUGUAUAUACAAGCAACACACAGGGAAAGAGACAGAGGCACAAGUAGGAAGAUUGUCGUCGAUCUGGCCAUGGCCGGGGUAGACGUCCCUCGCUUCGGUCAGGCUCUACUCGACCUCGUUCAGGACAUUGGAAGGAUCGGUGCCUUUGGAGAUGUUUACAAGAAAGAAUGCUCGGAUCUUUGCCGGAGAAUUGCACUCCUCUCCUACUUGUUUGAGGAGAUCAGGGACUUCAAGGGAAUUCAUGGCCAUUUCUCGGCUUCCACAUCCACCUCAUCCUCCUCUUGCUUCAACGAUCUGCUCGUGGCCCUCAAGGCGGCUAAACUGCUGCUUUCGAUUGCUGCUAAUUAUGAUUCCGGGACCUCUCAUGACUUAUGUGCCAAGGAAAUCUCCCUUAGAUUCCAAUGUAUAACGUGGCAGUUGGACAAAGCAUUAGGGAACAUACCAUAUGAUCAUUUCAACGUAUCAGAGGAGGUUUGGGAACAGGUUGAAUUGGUAAGAUCACAAUUGAGAAGAGCAACAGAAAGAAAUGGGUCUCCAGAUUCAAGAACAUUGUGCUCUGUCUUAUCUGAGCCAGUUGAUCAAGAACCUGAUAUACUAGAAACAGGUGAAGGGGCAUUUGAAAACAUAGCUAAUGUUGAUCAUGAAUGUCAAGAAAUGGGGGAUAUUGUUACAAAAGGUAAUGGUAAGAUUGGGCAUAACAUUGAACAGAUGAUACAUGAAUGUGAAAGACCCAAGAGGUUCUUGACAUCAUCACAGGUGUGCAAAUUAAACGAAGAUGACAAUAAAAAGCCAGACAACUUAGACAGCAGUAAUUCAAUGGAAACUAAGAAGACAGAACCUGUCACAAUUCCUGAUGAUUUCCGUUGCCCUAUAUCACUUGAGCUGAUGAGAGAUCCUGUCAUUGUGGCCACGGGACAGACUUAUGAAAGGUCUUAUAUACAAAGAUGGAUAGACAGCGGCCAUAAAACAUGUCCUAAAACUCAGCAGAACCUCCAAAAUUUGACAUUGACUCCAAAUUAUGUUUUGAGAAGUCUAAUUGCACAAUGGUGUAAAAAGAACAAUAUUGAGCAUCCAAUGGGAUCCAGAAGUGGGAGAAUUAGAAAAAGUGAUGGAUCAUUUCAAGAUGUUAAUGAGGAAAAAGAAGUCAUUGACACUCUGGUCCAUAAGCUCUCAAGCCGGUCUGUUGAGGAUCAGAGAAGUGCUGCCACUGAAAUCCGUUCCCUUUCAAAGAGAAGCACUAACAAUAGGAUACUGAUAGCAGAAGCUGGUGCUAUUCCUCUUCUGGUUAACCUGUUAACCACGGAAGAUGUGAGGACACAAGAGAAUGUUGUCACUUGCAUUCUCAACCUUUCUAUAUAUGAAAACAACAAGGAACUCAUAAUGCUUGCUGGGGCUGUUCCUUCAAUUGUCCAAGUCCUCAGGAUGGGAAGCAUGGAAGCUAGGGAGAAUGCAGCAGCAACACUUUUUAGCUUAUCACUUGCAGAUGAGAACAAGAUAAUUAUUGGGGCAUCUGGGGCAAUACCAGCCUUGAUAGAGUUGCUUUCAAAUGGAAGCUUGAGAGGGAAGAAAGACGCUGCAACAGCAUUAUUCAACUUGUGCAUUUAUCAAGGGAACAGAGGUCGUGCAGUGAGGGCAGGGAUUCUCAUACCACUGAUGAAGAUGCUCACAAAUUCUAGCAGUUGCGUGGUUGAUGAAGUUCUGGCUAUCCUAUCAGUUCUUGCUAGUCAUCAAGAAGGUAAGAUUGCCAUAGCAAAGGCCAGCACCAUUCCUGUUUUGAUAGACUUGAUAAGAACAGGUAUGCCACGCAACAAGGAGAAUGCAGCAGCCAUUUUGCUUUCCUUGUGCAAGAAAAAUGAUGAGAAUCUUGCCUGUAUAGGAAGGCUUGGUGCUGUCAUACCACUUACUGAGCUAGCUAAGAGUGGCACAGAGAGGGCUAAGCGCAAGGCUGGUUCAUUAUUGGAGCUUCUUUGUAAGUUGAAGCGGCUUUGAGAGUGUAGUAUUGCCUUAAAGGAUUUCAUUCUUUUCCUUUCUUCCCAUCCUGACAAUGAAUAAUAACAUUCUAUUCUUUUUCAAGUGUGAAAAAUGAAGAUAAAAACAUGAGAGGUGAAACCUUUCUCAUGGUUUUCUGUGUAAUUUUUUUUUUUUUUGCUGUGCAAGCAUAAAAGAAAUUCAUUUAUGUUUGUAGUUGUCCAUUCCAAUAUAUAGGCACCCUUUCUUUUUUUUUCCCAAUCAGAUCCAUUGUGGAAGAAAUUUUGGUACAUAUUGAUAUUGUUGAAUAUUAAAUUCUGACACAGAAAGAAAGCUUCCUUGUUGUUAAUUAUUAA